AGGCGCGGUUACAGAGCUGCAAUAUCAAUGAAUACAGACAGGAUCAAACACAGGCUGAGGGCUGAGCCGGUGGGGUUGUCAGAACGCCAAGGCCAGAGGGAGUGACAGGAGCCGGGCAGGGGGAUAUGUGUCAGUGAGUGAGAGGGCUCAGGCAGAGUGGGACAAGCUGUAGGCACGCAGUAUGUUUGCCAGCAGCCUGCAACUGGUGGGGCUGCUCUGGUGCCUGGGUUUGAGUCGUGCAGAGACAGAGAGUGAAGGGAGUCACGGGGCUGAAGAGCUGGUGCUCAGGAAUGCGAUGCUGCCCGCCGCCCCCGGUAACACCACUGACAGCCGCUCGCCAGCAGCAGCCUCGGCAAUCAGGACUAAAGGAGCAACUGUCAAAGGAACUUCAGCAGCAGCAGAUCAAUUACGCGUGGAGCGGCUUUUCAAGGAGCUGACGGAUUACAGAUUCAUAUUCCCAUAUGUUAUGUCCGGGAAGAGGAAGCGGAGUCUGGCAGCCUCAGUCCAGGGCAGCAAUCCACACCAUCUCAGCAUUUUGGUGGAGUUCGCAGGAGAGCAACUAACGCUGGAUCUCAGCAGGAACACUCUCCUCCUGCCAAGAGGGUUCCAGGUCUCACACUAUGAUUCGAACGGAACUCUAGUGACGGAGCGGGACCAGGAAAUGACUCAGUGCUACUACGAGGGCUCCGUCCGAGGCUUCUCAGGAUCUGCGGUCUCAGCCAGCACCUGCUCAGGACUCAGCGCCCUGAUUGUUCUCAGUAACCAGACUUAUGUCAUUGAGCACCUGGGGGAGGCUGAGCACGGGCGGCAUUUGCUAUACAGACCCGAAGAUCUCAAGUCAGUGCCUGGACGGUGUGGAGUGACAAACACGUCUCCCGUGUCAGUCUUGAUCCAGGACCUUCAACACUUACACCGGAUGAAGAGGAAUAUUGUGCAAGAGAUGAAGUACGUGGAGAUGGUCCUGGUGGCAGACAAUGCAGAGUACCAGGUCCUUGGGAAGAAUAAGGAUGCUGUGGUGAAGAGGAUGCUCAACAUUGCAAACACGAUGGACAUGUAUUACAGACCAUUUAACGUCCGGAUCGCUCUGAUUGGAGUUGAGGUGUGGACCCAGGACCAAGUCACAGUGGACAGGGAUGCCGGGAAAAUGCUGACCCAAUUCCUUCAGUGGAGAAAGAAUAGCCUGCUCCCCCGGCUGUACAACGACAACGCACAGCUCGUUCUAGGUGGAAUUUUCAAUGGGGGCACGGCUGGACUGGCGUCUUUUGGCUCCAUUUGUUCAACAAGUCAUUCUGGAGGAGUAAACCUGGACAUUCACUCAAGCUUCCUGGCAAUUUCGGCUACCAUUUCUCAUGAGCUUGGACACAAUCUUGGAAUCUCUCAUGACACAAAGGAACGGAAAUGCCAGUGCCCGGGUGAGAGUGCUGGCUGCAUCAUGGAAGAAGCUGUGGGCUUUGAGACCCCCACACACUUUAGCAGCUGCACCCGCGAUGACCUGAACAGAAACCUGCUCCACGGCGGAGGCAUGUGUCUCUAUAACCUGCCCAACCUGAAGCUGCUGGUUGGAGGACAACAGUGUGGGAACAUGUACGUGGAGGAAGGCGAGGAGUGCGACUGUGGCAAGCCCGAGGAAUGUGAAGAUCCCUGCUGUCAGCCAUCGACUUGCAAAUUCACAGCCCGUGCCGUGUGCUCGUCCACUGGACCCUGUUGUAAGGACUGCAAAUUUCUGCCGGCAGGCACGGUCUGUAGACCAAAGCGGGGAGAAUGCGACUUGCCAGAGUUCUGCACAGGCCAAUCCCAGGACUGUCCCAACAAUCACUACGUGAAAGACGGUCAGAAGUGCAGCAAAGGAGGACUCUACUGCAGCCAUGGGACCUGCCAGUCUGCCAACCAGCAAUGCCAGGACAUCUGGGGUCCAGGUGCAAUAUCCGCUGAAAAGCUUUGCUAUGAAGUUACGAACGAACAAGGGAACAAGUACGGGAACUGUGGUCAAGACGAGAACAAUAAUUACAUUGCAUGCCAGUCCAAGGACGUUCAGUGUGGAAAGAUCCAGUGCAAGGGUGGAAACACAACUCCGCUGCGAGGAGGAAGCAUCACCACGGUAACCAGCUCACUGGUUUACAGAGGCAUCAAGUAUACCUGUCGGGCAAUCUUCACAACAUUAGGUGAUGCCAAUAGUGACGACCUUGUCCACCAGGGAACCAAGUGUGGGAUCGGCAAGGCAUGCUUGGAUGGGAAGUGCCAGAAUGUGGCAGUGUUUGACGUGGAAGGCUGUGACAGCACCUGUAACAACAGGGGGAUUUGUAACAAUAACAACAACUGUUUCUGUGACGAUGGCUGGGCGCCGCCUUAUUGCAACUCCAGUGGGGUAGGAGGUAGUGUUGACAGUGGGCCUGUGAAAGAUGUACAAAAAGUUUUCACAGCUGAACCAGAUCAGGUGUCAGAGACAGCUGCAAGAUCCACCACCGAGCUUCACCAAAAGGACAACGGGUCUCCAGCUAAGUUCCAGACGUCCACAGUGCUCCCUGCUGUGUUGGUGCCGCUCAUGAUGCUAAUCGCCAUCGGUUUCGCCAUCGUGUGCAUUCUGAAGAAGAAGGUGACGAUAUUCAAGCGCACCAGUGCGACAGCUCCCUCUCAUCCAGCGGGAGCAACGAGGACUUCGGAGAACACCUUUGUAUUUGUGUCUGACUCUCAGAGCGUUCACCAACACAGACCUCGCCUUGCCGGCCAUGCAGGAAUACAGGUUUCACCACCCACUGCCAAAUUGUGACAGAGCCGGACGAUUCAGACAUCGACUGGACAACUACAACAGCCUAUUGAUUGUACAACGUCUGUGAUCACAGCUUUUCACCAUGUUUAAAUCCCGAAGCACGUGGGGUGGAGUUGCUGAUCAGAAUCAAUCCCUGUUUAACUGAUCACUUUCCCAGCGGGACCGGAAAGGAUGGGGGAGGGGGGCCGACUGAGCAGCUGCAACUUUUCAUGAAGAAGUAUCGAUAUUUACUUAGCAAUAAUUACUCUGCACAUUGUAAAGAAUAACACACCAGGUGAAUUUUGUGAUUUUCUGCUGGAUUAUGAACACUCCUGGCAACUUCAUGAACAGCUAAACUAUGGCCAACAGACUCAUCAAACCAUAAAUAUGUAGGGUUAACCAGAGCAGGUGUAAAUGGCGUCACUGGUUGAUGCUGAACUAAUUAAACUAGUGAUUAAAUAUUCCACUAAACUAACCAUUUCUGCCUACACAAUGUCUAUGUCCUCACAUCCAUGUGCCCAUUGAAACGUCUCUUAACAGCCUCUAAUGUAUCUGCUUGUACCACCACCACAGGCUGGUGAUUCCAGGCACCCACCUCUCCGAAAACAAAAGUGCCCUUCACAUCUCCUUUGAAAUUACCCCCCUCUCACCUUAAAGGCAUGCCCUCUGCUAUUAGUCAUUUUAACCCUGUGGAAAAGAUACUUGCUGUUGACUCUACCUAUGCCUCUCAAUCUUCUCAACCUCAAUCAGAUCUCCCCUCAGACCCUGCUGCUCCAGAGAAAACAACCCAAGUCUGUUGAAACCCCCAUUAGAACACAUGCCCUCUAAUCCAGGUAUGUCUCUUCUGCACCCUCUCCAAAGCCACAGUGUCCUUCCUGCAAUGGGACGACCAGAACUGUACGCAAUGCAGCCUACCCAGAGUUUAUAAAGCCAUAAAACCAUAAGAUAGAGCAGCAGAGGUAGGCCAUUCGGCCCAUCGAGUCUGCUCCACCAUUCAAUCAUGGCUGAUCCAAUUCUUCCAGUCAUCCCAACUCCCCUGCCUUCUCUCCAUACCCUUUGAUGUCCUGGCUAAUCAAGAAACUACCCAUCUUUGCCUUAAAUACACCCAAUGACUUGGCCUCCACAGCCGCUCAUGGCAACAAAUUCCACAGAUUUACCACCUUUUGACGAAAAUAAUUUCUCCGCAUGUCUGUUCUAAACUGACAUCCUUCAAUCCUGAAGUCGUACCCUCUUGUUCUAGGCUCCCCUACCAUGAGAAAUAACUUUGCCAUUUCUAAUCUGUUCAGGCCUUUUAACAUUCAGAAUGUUUCUAUAAGAUCCCCCCCUUAUUCUCCCGAACUCCAGGGAAUACAGCCCAAGAUCUGCCAGAUGUUCCUCAUACAGUAACACUUUCAUUUCUGGAAUCAUUCUUGUGAAUCUUCUCUGAACCCUCUCCAAUGUCAGUAUAUCCUUUCUAAAAUAAGGAGCCCAAAACCGCACACAAUACUCCAAGUGUGGUCUCACGAGUUCCUUAUAGAGCCUCAACAUCACAUCCCUGCUUUAUAUUCUGUACCUCUAGAAAUGAAUGCCAACAUUGUAUUCCUUUUCUUCACCACCAACUCAACCUGGAGGUUAACCUUCAGGGUAUCCUGCACAAGGACUCCCAAGUCCCUUUGCAUCUCUGCAUUUUGAAUUCUCUGUCCAUCUAAAUAAUAGUCUGCCUGUUUAUUUCUUCCACCAAAGUGCAUGACCAUACACUCUCCAACAUUGUAUUUCAUUUGCCACUUCUUUGCCCAUUCCCUGAAACUAUCUAAGUCUCUCUGCAGGCUCUGUUUCCUCAACACUACCCACUCCUCCAGCCAUCUUUGUAUCAUCGUCAAAUUUAGCCGCAAAUCCAUUCAUCCCAUAGUCCAAAUCAUUGACCUACAUCGUAAAAAGCAGCGGUCCCAAAACUGAUCCCUGUGGAACUCCACUGGUAACCGGCAGCCAGCCAGAAUAGGAUCCCAUUAUUCCCACUCUCUGUUAUCUGCCGACCAGCCAAUGCUCCACCCAUGCUAGUAACUCCCCUGUAAUUCCAUGGGCUCUUAUCUUGCUAAGUAGCUUCAUGUGCAGCAACUUGUCAAAGGUUUUCUGAAAAUCCAAGUACACCACAUCCACUGCAUCUCCUUUGUCUACCCUGCUUGUAAUUUCCUCAAAAAAUUGCAGUAGGUUAGUCAGGCAGGAUUUUCCUUUCAGGAAACCAUGCUGGCUUUGGCCUAUCUUGUCAUGUGCCUCCAAGUAAUCAGUAAUCUCAUCCUUAACUAUUGAUUCCAACAAUUUUCCGACCACUGAUGUCAGGCUAACAGGUCUAUAGUUUCCUUUCUGCUGCCUCCCACCCUUCUUAAAUAGCAGAGUAACAUUUGCAGUUUUCCAGUCAUCGGGUACAAUGCCAGAAUCUAUCGAUUCUUAAAAGAUCAUUGUUAAUGCCUCUGCAAUCUCUCCAGCUACUUCCUUCAGAACUUGAAGGUGCACUCCAUCCGGUCUAGGAGAUUUAUCCACCAUCAGACCAUUAAGCUUCCUGAGCACCUUCUCAGUCGUAAUUUUCACUGCACAUACUUCACUUCCCUGACACUCUUGAAUGUCCAGUAUACUGCAGACAUUUUCCACUGUGAAGACUGAUGCAAAAUACGCAUUCAGUUCCUCUGCCAUCCCUGCAUCUCUCAUUAUAAUAUCCCCAGCGUUAUUUUCUAUUGGUCCUAUAUCUACCCUCAAUUCUCUUUUACUCUUUAUAUAGUUAAUAAAGCUUUUUGUAUAUUAGUUUGCCAGCUUCCUUUCAUAAUCCAUCUUUUCCUUCCUAAUGACUUUCUUAGUUUCCUUCUGCAAGUUUUAAAAGCUUCCCAAUCCUUUUUCUUCCCACUAGCUUUGGCUUCCUUGUAUGCCCUCUCUUUUGCUUUUAAUUUGGCUCUGACUUCACUUGUCAGACACAAUAGUGUCACUCAGGUUGGAGGAACAACACCUUGUAUUCCGUCUGGGUAGCCUCCAACCUGAUGGCAUGAACAUCGACUUCUCUAACUUCCGCUAAUGCCCCACCUCUCCCUCGUGCCCCAUCUGUUACUUAUUUUUAUACACACAUUCUUUCUCUCACUCUCCUUUUACUCCCUCUGUCCCUCUAAAUAUACCCCUUGCCCAUCCUCUGUGUCCCCCCCCCCCACCCCCGUCUUUCUUCCCGGACCUCCUGUCCCAUGAUCCUCUCGUAUCCCUUUUGCCAAUCACCUGUCCAGCUCUCGGCUCCAUCCCUCCCCCUCCUGUCUUCUCCUAUCAUUUUGGAUCUCCCCCUCCCCCUUCCACUUUCAAAUCUCUUACUCACUCUUCCUUCAGUUAGUCCUGACGAAGGGUCUCGGCCUGAAACGUUGACUGCACCUCUUCCUGGAGAUGCUGCCUGGCCUGCUGCGCUCACCAGCAACUUUGAUGUGUGUUGCUUGAAUUUACAGCAUCUGCAGAAUUCCUGUUGUUUACGAUAGUGUCCUUCCAUUCAAAAAUUGCUUCUUAUUUGGAAUAUAUCUGUCUGGCACUUCUCUCAUUUUUCACAGAAACUCCAGCCAUUGCUGCGCUGCUGUCCUUCCUGCUAGUGUCCCCUUCCAGUCAGCCUUGGCCAGUUCCCCUCUCAUGCUAUUGCAAUUUCCUCUGAAAUACCGACACGUUGGAAUUUAGUUUCUCCUCAAAUUUCCUUAACCUUAAGCUCCCUUAUCACCUCCGGAUCAUUGCACAACACCCAAUCCAGCACAGCCGAUCCCUUAGUGGGCUGAACAAAAAGCUGUUCUAAAAAGCCAGCCCUUUGACUUUCCACAAAUUCUCUCUCCUGAGGUCCAGUACUGGCCUGGUUUUCCCAAUCCACUUUCACAUUAAAAUCCCCAAGGAUUAUCAUGACAUUGCCCUUUUGACAUGCCUUUUCAAUCUCCUGCUGUAAUUAGUAAUCGACAUCCCAUCUGCUGUUUGGAGGUCUGUAGACAACUGCCAUUAGGGUCCUUUUACCCUUGCCAUUUCUUACCUCCAACCAUAGAGACUCUACACCUUCCGAACCUAUGUCAUCCCUUUCUAAUGAUUUAAUAUUAUUUGCUCAUACACAGGGCCACACCACCCCCUCUGCCUACUAACCUAUCUUUCCGAUACACCGUAUAUCCUCGGACAUUCAGCUCCCAAUGGCAGCCAUCCUUCAGCCAAGUUUCAGAGAUGGCCGCAACAUCGUAUUUGCCAAUCUAUAGCUGAAUUUCAAGAUCGUCCAUUUUAUUUCUUAUGCUGCGUGCAUUCAAAUACAACACUUUCAGUCCAGUAUUUGUUGUUUUCUGUUUUAACUGCACCACAUCUCUAUUGCCCUGUAACUCAUCCCACUGGCUGUGAUUUAUCCUCAUCUCCUGCCUGACCUUUCUAUCAUCUCUGUUGCACGCUGUCUUUGAUUCAUUUCUGUUUUCCCCUUCCUCAACCCUAUCACUCCGCUUCCCAUCCCCUGCCAAAUUAGUUUAUAGCCUCCCCAACAGCUCUAUUAAACCUGCCCACUAGGAUAUUGGACCCCUUUGGGUUCAGGUGUAACCUGUCCUUUUGGUACAGGUCGUACCUCCCUCAGCAGAUGCCCCAAUGAUCCAGGAACCCGAAGCCCUGCCCCCUACUCCAGUCUCUCAGCCACACAUUAAUAUGCCUGAUCGUGUUAUUCUUGUGCUCAUUCACAUGUGGCACAGGCAGCAAUCCUGAGAUUACUACCCUGGAGGUCCUGCUUUUCAGCUUCCUACCCAACUCCCUGAAUUCCCUCUUCAGGACCUCCUCCCUUUUUCUACCUAUGUCAUUGGUACCAACGUAUACCAAGACUUCUGGCUGUUCACUGUCUCUCUUCAGAAUACUUUGCACCUGAUCCAAGACAUCCCGUACCCUGGCACCUGGGAGGCAACACACCAUACAAGUAUCUCUAUCAGGCUGACAGAACCUCCUGUCUGUUCCCCUCACUAUGGAAUCCCCUAUGACUACCACAUCCCUCAUCUUCUUCUCUCACUUCUGCACCAUGGAACCAGGCUCAGUGCCAGAGACCCAAUCACCGUAGUCAUCCUCUUUCAAGUCAUCCCCCUCAACAGCAUCCAAAAUGAGAUCUCUAUUAUCUGAGCUCUUCCCAUCCCUUCCCUGACAGUCAUGCACUUGUCUAACUCCUGCAGCCUCGGGGUGACUAACUCCCUGUAGCUCCUAUCUAUCUCCUGCUCACUUUCCGUAAUAAGCUGUAGGUCAUCAAGCCACAGCUCCAGAUCUCUAACACGGUCUCUCAGGAGCUGCAUCUCAGCGCACCUGGUGCAGCUGUGGCCUCACAUCUGAUACCCAGAGCAAAGUACUAACAGACAUGUUCUCUAUUCCUCAAAAAAAAUGCAAGGAAAAAAAAAAAAAUGAAGUCCAGCUACCCACCUACCUCUCCGAAGCCCGAAUGAGCCGAAACCCUACCACUCCACCUCAGGCCACUCUGUCGAUGACCGUUCCGCUAGGCAGUGUCUCCCUUUAAAACCUCAACCUUCCCUGCUCUCCAACUCAGGAUCGGUGUUCUGGUAUUGGCUGCAACAUUACUUCCCGACUCUUUAACUCAAUGCCUCAACUAAUUAGGACAGGCAGACUAUAUUCCUUUGUAACCACCCUAUUAACCUGUAAUUAACCAUCCUAUUAACCCUAUUAACCUGUGUAGCCACUUUCAGGCAGCUUUUAACUUGGACUCCAAGGUCGCUCUGUCAUCAACACUUAACAGUGUACUGUCUCUUUACAUUUGAUCUCGCGAACAGCAACACUUCUCAUUUGGAUGUUUCUGCCAUAUCUGCAUUCACAUCUGCCAGUUCUCCACCCAUAUCUGAAACUAAACUAUAUCCCACUGUAUUCUUUACCAGUCUUCCACAUUAUCCGCAAUACCACCAAUCUUCAUAUCACCUGCAAAUGUGCUAACUCACCCAUCUACAUCCUUACCCACAUCAUUUACUGUGCCUAUAUAUGCAGCCAACACCAUGCUUCACAGUAGGGGUGGGGCCUCUUUGAUGAUAAGGCCAUAAGACAGGAGUAGUAUUCAGCCAUUUGGCCUAUCGAGUCCAAUCAUGGCUGAUCCUUUUUUCCCCUUCCUCAGCCUCAGUCUCCAGCCUUCUCCUAGUACUUUGAAGCCAUGUCCAAUCAAGAACCUAUCAAUCUCUGAUUAAAUAUAGCCAAUGACCUGGCCUCCACAACUGCCUGUGGCAACAAAUUCCACAAGUUCACCACCUUCAGGCUAAAGAAAUUUCUCCACAUCUCUGUUUUAAAUGGAAGCCCCUCUACCCUGAGGCUGUACCCUCUUGUCCUAGACUCCCCCACCAUGGGAAACAUCCUUUCCACAUCUACUCUGCCUUGGCCUUCCAACACUCAAAAGGUUUCAAUGAGAUCCCCCUUUAUCCUUCUAAAUUCCUGCAAGUACAGACCCAGAGCUAUCAAACUUUCCUCACAUGAUAACCCUUUCAUUCCCGGAAUCACUCUUGUGAACCUCCUUUGGACCCUCUCCAAUGCCAGCACAUCUUUUCUAAGAUGAGGAGCCCAAAAUGGUUCACAAUACUCAAAGUGAGGGCUCACCAGUGCCUUAUAAAGCCUCAGCAUCACAUCCUUGCUCUUGUAUUCUAGACCUCUUGAAAUGAAUGCUAACAUUGCCCUUGCCUUCCUCACCACCAACUCAACCUGCAGGUUAACCUUUAGGAUCUUCCCAAGUCCCAAGUCUCUUUGCAUCUCAGACUUUUGGAUUUUCUCUCCUUUUAGAAAAUAGUCUGCACAUUUAUUUCUUGUACCAAAGGGCAAGACCAUGCAUUUUCCAAUACUGUAUUUCAUUUGCCACUUUCUUGCCUAUUCUCCUAAUCUGUCUAAGUCCUUCUGCAUCCUAUCUGUUUCCUCAACACUAUCUGCCCAUCCACCAAUACUGGUAUCAUCUACAAACCUGGCAACAAAGUCAUCCAUUCAUUCAUCUAAAUCAUUUAUAUACAGCACAAGAAAAGGUGGACCCAACACCGACCUCUAUUGAAUACAACUAGUCACUGGCAGCCAACAUUUUAUUCCCACUCGUUGCCUCCUACCGAUCAGCCAAUGCUCUAACCAUCCCGGUAACUUUCCUGCAAUAUCAUGACCUCUUAACUUGGUAAGCAGCCUCAUGUGGGGCACCUUGUUAAAGGCCUUCUGAAAGUCCAAAUGAACAACAUCCACUGCGCCCCUUUUAUCUAUCCUACUUGUAGUCUCCUCAAGGAAUUCUAACAGGUUCGCAGGCAAGAUUUUCCCUUAAGGAAACCAUGCUGCCUUUGUACUAUCUUGUUCUAUGUCAACAAAUACUUCAUAACCUCAUCUUAAAAAUUGACUCCAACAUCUUCCCAACCACUGAGGUCAGCUAACUGGUCUGUAAUUUUCUUUCUGCUGCCUUCCCCUUUAAAGAAUGCAGUGACGUUUGCAAUUUUUCAUUUCUCUGGCACUAUGCCAGAGUCCAAUGAUUUUUGAAAGAUCAUUAUCAAUGGCUCCAUAAUCUCUAAUGUUACCUCUUUCAGAACGCUUGAGUGCAGUUCAUCUGGUGUAGGUGACUUCUGUCCCUUUAGGUCUUUCAGCUUUGUGAGUACCUGCUCCCUUGUAUUAGUAACUGCACCCACUUCUCUUCCCUCUCACCCUUCAACAUCUGGCACACAGCUCGUGUCUUCCACAGUGAAGAUGAUGCAAAAUACUCAUUUAGUUCAUCUGCCAUCUCCUUGUCUCCCAUUUAGUAAUUAUCCUGCCUCAUUUUCUAGUGGUCCUAUAUCCACUCUCAUCUCUUUCAUUUUUUAAAUACUUGAGAAACUUUCACUAUCCACACUGAUAUUGUUUGCUAGCCUGCUUUCAUAUUUCAUCUUUUCCCUUCUAAUGAUUCUUUUAGUUGUUCUCUGUAGACUUUUUAAAAAUUCUUCCCAAUCCUCUAUCUUCUCACUAAUUUUUGCUUUGUUGUAUGCCCUCUCUUUUGCCUUUACAAUAGCUUUGACUUCCCUUGUCAGCCAGGGUUGUAUUUUGCUAUUUGAGUAUUUCUGUAUUUUUGGAAUAUAUCUAUCCUGCACCUUCCUCAUUUUUCUCACAAACACAUGCCAUUGCUGCUCUGCUGUCACCCCUGCCAGCAUCUCCUUCCAAUUUACUUUGGCCAACUCCUCUCUCAUACCACUGUAAUUUUCUUUACUACAAACGUGUACAUUGAAAUACUGCUACGUCAGACUUUACUUUCUCCCUAUCAAAUUUCAAGUUGAACGCAUUCACAUAAUGAUCACUGUCUCCUUGGGAUUCCUUUACCUUCAGCUCCCUAAUCACCUCUGGUUCAUUACAUAACACCCAAUCCAGUAUAGCUGAUCCCCUGGUCGGCUCAAUGACAAACUGCUCUAAAAAGCCAUCUCAUAGGCAUUCAACAAACUCUCUCUCUUGAGAUCCAUUACCAACCUGAUCUUCCCCAAUCUGCCUGCGUUGAAAUCUCCCAUGACUAUCAUAACAUUGCCCUUUUGACACGCCUUUUCUAUUUCCUGUUGUAAUCUGUGGUCCACAUUCCAGCUACUGUUGGGAGGCCUGUAUAUAACUGCCAUCAGGGUCCUUCUACCCUUGCAGUUUCUUAACUCAACUCACAAGGAUUCAACAUCUUCCAAUCCUCUGUCACAUCUUUCCACUGAUUUGAUGCCAUUCUUUACCAGUAGAGCCACACCACCCCCUCUGCCUACCUUCUUAUCCCUCCGAUAUAAUGUGUAACCUUGAACAUUCAGCUCCCAACUACAAGCAUCCUUCAGCCACGAUUCAGUGAUGGCCACAACAUCAUACCCGACAAUCUCUAAAAGUGCAACAAGAUCAUCCACUUUGUACUCCAUGCAUUGAGAUAUAACACUGAGUGCUGUAUUUGCUGCCCUUGUUGAUUCUGAAUUCCUAAUGCACGGAUACUCACCCUGCUGGCUGCAAUUAUGUCCUAUCAUCUGCCUACCCUUCCUGACAGUCUGACUGUGCGCUAUCUUUACUUUUUUACCAUCUGUUCUUUCCUGAAUCCCUUCACUCCGGUUCCCACCCCCUGCCAAGUUAGUUUAAACCCUCCCCAACAGCCCUAACAAACCUGCCCAUGAGAAUAUUGGUCCCCCUUGGGUUCAGGUGCAACCCAUCACUCUUGUACAGAUCAUACCUCCCCCAGAAGAGAUCCCAAUGAUCCAAGAACCUGAAGCCCUGCCUACUGCACCAGCUUCUCAGCCACGCAUUUAUCUGCCAGACCAUCCUGUUUCUACCCUCACUGGCGCAUGGCACAGGCAGCAAUCCAGAAAUUUCUACCCUGGAGGUGACUAAACACAUUGAUGAAGGAAGAGCAGCAGAUGUAGUGUAUAUGGAUUUCAGCAAGGCAUUUGAUAAGGUACCCCAUGCAAGGCUUAUUGAGAAAAGUAAGGAGGCAUGGGAUCUGAGGGGAUCUUCCUUUGUGGAUCCAGAAUUGCCUUACCCACAGAAGGCAAAGAGUGGUUGUAGAUGGGUCAUAUUCUACAUGGAGGUCAGUGACCAGUGGUGUGCCUCAGGGAUCUGUUCUUGGACCCUUUCUCUUCAUGAUUUUUAUAACUGACCUGGAUGACCGGCUGGUGGUGUAGUGACGUCAGUUCCGGACCUCGGAGUGAAGGCUCCCGAGUUCGAAUUCAGCCGGCUCCCCAGGCACACUUUCCAUCCGUGCUGGGUUGAGCGUCAAGCUAGCAACUCGGACCCAUGAAAACAAGAAAGCCUGCUAAAAAAAACGCCGUCAUGAUGGCUCCACUGGAAGUUAAGGGCUUUCUUUUUCUUCUUCUUCUUCUGGAUGAAGAAGUAGAGGGAUGGGUUAGUAAAUUCUCUGAUGACACAAAGGUUGUGGAUAGUGUGGAGGGCUGUCAGAAGUUACAGUCGGACAUCGAUAGGAUGCAAAACUGGUCUGAGAAGUGGUAGAUGGAGUUCGACUGAGAUAAGUGUGAUGUGGUUCAUUCUGGUAGGUCAACUAUGAUGGCAGAAUAUUGUAUUAUUGGUAAGAUCAGAGGGAACUUGGGGUCCGAGUCCAUAGGACACUCAGAGCUGCUGUGCAGGUUGACUCUGUGGUUAAGAAGGCAUACAGUGUAUUGGCCUUCGUCAGUCAUGGGAUUGAGCUUAAGAGCUGAGAGGUACUGUUGCAGCUAUAUAGGACCCUGGUCAAACCCCACUUGGAGUACUGUGCUCAGUUCUGGUCACCUCACUGCAGGAAGGAUGUGGAAACUAUAGAAAAGGUGCAGAGGAGAUUUCCAAGAAUGUUGCCUGGAUUGGGGAGCAUGCCUUACAAGAAUAGAUUGAGUGAACUUGGCCUUUUCUCCUUGGAGGGACAGAGGAUGAGAGGUGACCUGAUGGAGGUGUAUUAAGAUGAUGAGAGGCAUUGAUCCUGUGGAUAGUCAGAGGCCUUUUCCCAGAACAUCCUUGUCCUCGGUGUUGUUGGGACCCUGAGUGGGUGCUGGAGAUAGGGCUGAAGACAUUGCAACAUGGUCAGUCAGGAGUGCCUGGGAAUUAUUUAUAUCAGUUUCUGCUGAGAGACCCACAUUACAAAAAACCCGGCUCCUGUCAAAUCGACUCACUCCGCCAGACAUCAAGAACUGAUUGAGAGGGGUGGACACAAUAAAGACAAUGGGAUUAGACAGACAUGCCAGUUCUAAUGCUGAGGACCUGCACUUCAGGGCAAUCACAUAAACAUCGGCAUACAAGGAGGGUUGGAACUGGACUGAGUAACUGGACAACCCAGGGUCUUUCAAACACCUGCACGCCAGGAGAGCGAUGCAGCAGCUGCCUGGACAAAGGCAACUCCGAUAACUCUCAGUGAGAGAGGCACCGUGGUAUUGUGGUUAGUGCAGGACUGUAACAGCAACCCCAGUUCAAUCCCUGCCGCUGUUUUUAAGGGGCUUGUACAUUCUCCGCGUGACCUCUUGGGUUCCUCCCACAGUCCAAAGACAUGUGGGUUAGUGAGUUAAUUGGUCACAUUCAGUCGGUGUAACUGGGUGCAAUAGGCUGAUUGGGCCUGUUGCCAUGUUGUAUCUCUAAAUAAAAAUCAAUUAACUUCAGCCUCAUCGAGGGUAAGCAGCACUCCAUUUACCAACCUAAACCUCCCCCCAGCAUCUUCCCCAGGGGGGAAGAAACAGUAGAUGUUUUGGGCUGAGACCAGUAUAUCUGCCCUCUCGCAGUGCUGGAGCUCCCUCCCAAGCAGAGGGCUACUUUCACCACAUUCUGCCUUCUGACCUCUUCCUUUCCGGUCCUGACAAAGGGCCUCAGCUCGGAACGUUGACCGUAUCCUCACCUUUGUCGAGCUGUUGGGUUAAGGACGGACUGUAAGUGCUGCCUGCUGAUACUUCACCAGAGGCGCGGCAGUUGUUCCAGAAGGAGUCUGCUUGUCAGCCCACUGAGAUGAAAACAAACCAACAAUUCCAUUUGCCGCACUGAGUUUCCAGCAAUUUCUGUCUUGCUUCCAUGCCCAGUCCCUGAUUCAGUUUCAGAUUUAUUUUCACACGCACAUCGAAACGCGCCAUUUGCGUUAGCAACCAACAAAGCUGAGGGGCGCGUUGGGGCAGUCCGUAACUGUCACCAUCACCCCAGCACCAUCACAUUGUGUCAUUGUGAUUAGGUCAGGGUUAGAUUGGGGAUCUUCUGGGCAGCAUGGCUCAAUCGAACGAUAAAUAGUGGAGCACCAGAUCACACUCUGUCUGAACUACAACCACAGGGCACCCGGGAAGGUCGGAAUGUACAGCCAGUUAUUUGUCUGUCUGGUAGCAGUGCACCAAGAGUUAAUGCUAAGACAUUAAGACAUAGGAACAGAAUUAGGCCAUUCAGCCCAUCAAGUCUGCUCCAGCCAUUCCAUCAUGGCUGAUUUAUAUCCCUCUCAACCCCAUUCUCCUGCCUUCUCUCUGUAACCUCCUGAUGGGUAUUCACUUUUGGGGUGUAUGGUGUGCUGUAUUUACAGAAACACAGUCUGCAACAAGAUGAUGCUGUGGAAAGAUACCUAUAUUUUAUGGGAUGUCGGUGAGCUAUUAUGCUCCUGUACAUGUGGAUAUUUUAAAGUACAUUGGUAUAUGUUUUGAUUUACAUAUUUAAAAUCUUCUUCACAACUUACUCUCGAUGUACUAGCUGUUCAUUACUUGAGGUAAUAAAAGUGAUUGA
Mobula hypostoma (lesser devil ray) is the source of this 14878-nucleotide messenger RNA. RefSeq names its product disintegrin and metalloproteinase domain-containing protein 12-like. The transcript is spliced from 23 exons. NCBI's taxonomy places the organism in Eukaryota, Metazoa, Chordata, Chondrichthyes, Myliobatiformes, Myliobatidae. The record is from RefSeq and is a predicted model, not a curated record. Gene Ontology annotation, molecular function: integrin binding; metalloendopeptidase activity. The coding region runs from base 182 to 2767 and encodes 861 amino acids. Gene Ontology annotation, biological process: innate immune response; integrin-mediated signaling pathway; proteolysis.